Messenger RNA from Drosophila montana, 955 nucleotides. RefSeq names its product probable 18S rRNA (guanine-N(7))-methyltransferase. The coding region runs from base 95 to 925 and encodes 276 amino acids. Gene Ontology annotation, cellular component: nucleolus. Gene Ontology annotation, molecular function: rRNA (guanine) methyltransferase activity. The record is from RefSeq and is a predicted model, not a curated record. Gene Ontology annotation, biological process: rRNA (guanine-N7)-methylation. The transcript has 4 exons. NCBI's taxonomy places the organism in Eukaryota, Metazoa, Arthropoda, Insecta, Diptera, Drosophilidae.
AUUUGAUUGCACGUGUUGCAAUGUUUGGUUUUGUUUGAUAGUUUGAUUUUUAUAUAUUUCUAUUACGCUCAGAUAAAUUAGAAAAAAAAAAACAAUGGCACGCAGACCAGAGCACUCGGCACCGCCAGAGAUCUUCUACAAUGACGAUGAAGCCAAGAAGUAUUCUACAAACACACGCAUUAUUGAAAUCCAGGUGGAAAUGGCAGAACGUGCACUGGAGCUGCUGGCGCUGCCGGAUGAUGAUGAACCCCGUCUUAUUUUAGACAUUGGCUGUGGCUCUGGACUCUCGGGCAGCGUGCUCGAGGACAGCGAACACAUCUGGAUUGGCAUUGAUAUAUCCAAAUCUAUGCUGGAUAUUGCCGUCGAGCGCGAGGUAGCCGGCGAUGUUAUAUUGGGUGAUAUGGGCGAGGGCAUGCCCUUUAGGCCAGGCACCUUCGAUGGCGCCAUAUCCAUAUCGGCUCUGCAGUGGCUCUGCAAUGCCGACAAAUCCUAUCACAAUCCACACAAGCGCCUAUUGAAAUUCUUUAGCACAUUAUUCUCCUGCCUGACGCGCACGGCACGCGCUGUCUUUCAGUUUUAUCCCGAGAAUUCGGAUCAAAUUGAAAUGGUGACAGCGCAGGCCAUGAAGGCGGGCUUCUAUGGCGGCCUAGUGGUUGACUAUCCUAAUUCGGCUAAGGCCAAGAAAUACUAUUUGGUGCUGAUGACGGGCGGCUCAGCGGAACUGCCGAAGGCUUUAGGCUCGGCGGAGGAGGAGCGCCGCAUUAACUACAUAAAGAAGCGUGAUGCUUGCCGCGAUGCACGCGGCAAGGCGCCCAAGAAAUCACGCGAUUGGAUACUGGCUAAAAAGGAGCGUCGCCGUCGACAGGGCCUGGAGACGCGUCCAGAUACCAAGUACACGGCGCGUAAGCGCAGCGGGCGAUUCUGAGGAUUGUUAAAUAUACAGCUUAAUGUACAA